AUGACUACUCGACGAAGACGAGGCAAUUCUGAUUCAGACCAAUCUCAUUUUAGUUAUUCAAUUCAAGAGUCAACUGUGGCAGAUUUUGCAAACAAAUCUGAAGAAGAAAUACAUAAAAUAAUGCCACGAGAUCGUACUGCUGAAUUCAAUAGUGCAGUUCGAUCCUUGCAAGGUCGACAAAUAGCAAGAGCAGUUCAAGUUAAAGAUGUUAAAAAAGUAAAAGCUCUCCAAAGCUAUGGAGAGUUUAUGAUGAUUGCCAAAAGUGUUGGUUUAAAUAUAAGUUAUACUUAUGCAAAAUUAGAAAAAUUGACUUUACGUAAGUUUUUAAAUAUACCUUAUAAAUGUAUUUUAGCACCAUAAUUUUAGUUUUAAACAUUACAAUUUGAUUAGUACCUAUUUUAGUAUAAAGAAUAUUUACGUAAAUUAAAUUGAUUUUUUUUUUUGGUUUGUAUUUAUUCAUAAAGGUUAACCAAAACUCUAACACCAAUUUUAAAACUACUUUAUGAAAUUUGGCUAUAAAAUUAACCCAAUAUAAACUCAUUCAAAUUUUGUUCAUAACAUACUUUCCUUCUGUAUUUGGAUUUUUAUUUCAAACAAUAUCUUAAUUCUUUUAUUUGUCUAUACUUAUUAUUAAAUUUCUCGAGUGAUGUACCGAUAGCAUAAAAAAAAAAAAAAAUUAUUAAUUCAAAAACUCGGCACAAGAUACUAUAAUAUAUUCUUAAUGUAUUACAAUUUGAAUCUAAUUUUCAGUUGCCAAACGAAAAUCAUUAUUCAAUGAUAGACCACAAGAAAUUCAAGAAUUGACAUACAUAAUUAAAGAGGAUUUGAAUAGCUUAAAUCAACAAAUUGCAAAAUUACAAGAAGUUGCCAAAUUACAAAAAGCUGCUCAGAAUAAUAUUGGACGGAAACAUUUACUAUCACACGAAUCUAGUGUUGUAUUAUCAUUACAAUCCAAGUUGGCAAAUAUAUCAAAUGAAUUUAAACAAGUUCUUGAAAUAAGAACCAAAGUAAGUUUUUAUUAAAUCUUCUAAUGAUUGUUAGUCUUAAUUAUCCUUAAAUAGUAUAUAUAAUUUUAGUAUUGAUGGUUAGCACCAACACACUAAAAAAUAAUAAAAUAUUGUGUUUAGAACUUAAAACAUGCCAAAUCAAGAAGAGAUCAGUUCUCUCAAGGGAGUAGUUUGUCUGCAUUAUCUGAAUCAUCAUCACUAGUGCCUAGACAAAAUUCUGUUCUAAUGUCAAGUAAUCAAUGUGCUAUCAAUAUGGAUAAUAAUGAACAUCAAGAUCAUGGACAACAGAUCACCAAACAAACACAAGCAAUGGCUAUUUAUGAUAAUACGGUAUAAAAUAGUUCUGAAUGUGCAUUCAACAAUAAAAAAUAAAUGAAUAUGAAGGAAAAACUUAGCCUAGAGUAUUAUUAUUGGUUAAGUGUAUUUACGACCAAUGAUAUAAUACCUCAGGUUAAGUGUAUUCUUUAUUUUAUUAUAUUAUUGAAUAUUAAGCUCCUAAAAAAUUUUUUAUUUUUUUUAAAUUCAAUUUAACCAUUGAUAACAAAAAAAGUCAGAAGUGUACUGUAUUUUAGAAAUGUAUGCAGCAUAUUAUUUUAUGGAAUGAAUAAUUUAGUACUAGAUCCAAAUUAUUAUUUUUAAUCUACUUUUUAGUAAGUUAGUGUCCAACAAUAAUAAAAUACACUCAAUAAAAUAAAAUUAACUAGAAUAAAUAUUUAUGAUUAUUAUUAAUCUUUCAUUAAUUAAUAAUUAUCUUAAAUGUACAACAUUUUUUAGGACCAAUAUUUAUACAGUAGAGCAGAAACCAUGCAAAAUAUUGAAUCAACUAUUGUAGAAUUGGGUGGAAUAUUUCAACAACUUGCCCAUAUGGUUAAAGAACAAGAAGAAAUGGUUGAGAGGUAAUUUUAAUUUAGAGUUUUCUUUUUGUAAAUUAAAUUUUAUAUAUUUUGGAAAUCUUAUUUUUAACAGAAUCGAUUCCAAUGUCCAAGAUGCGGAACUAAGUAUUGAAGCAGCUCACACACAAAUUUUGCGUUACUUUCAAUCGGUGACUUCUAAUCGUUGGCUAAUGAUAAAAAUAUUUGGUAUUUUAAUAUUUUUUUUUAUAUUUUUUGUUGUAUUUGUUUCAUAA
Cinara cedri is the source of this 2133-nucleotide messenger RNA. The record is from the annotation of a GenBank genome assembly. NCBI's taxonomy places the organism in Eukaryota, Metazoa, Arthropoda, Insecta, Hemiptera, Aphididae.